Lynx canadensis (Canada lynx) is the source of this 1035-nucleotide messenger RNA. RefSeq names its product vomeronasal type-1 receptor 4-like. Gene Ontology annotation, biological process: G protein-coupled receptor signaling pathway. The record is from RefSeq and is a predicted model, not a curated record. Lineage: Eukaryota; Metazoa; Chordata; Mammalia; Carnivora; Felidae. Bases 79 to 1035 code for a protein of 318 amino acids. Gene Ontology annotation, molecular function: pheromone receptor activity. The transcript has 2 exons. Gene Ontology annotation, cellular component: membrane.
CAUGUUGCCUAUGUCUCAUAUUUCCAUGCAGGAAGUUCUAGCCCAGGAGGCAACGGUCAGUGACUGGGACCAGAGAGAAUGGUCAAAAGGGAUCUGGCCAUCGGUCUGAUCUUCUUAACACAGACUACCGUUGGAAUCCUGGGCAAUUUCUCACUUCUUUGUCAUUAUAUCAUCCUUUCCUUCACUGAGUACAGGUGGAGGUCCACAGAUUUCAUUCAUAAGCACCUGAUUGUAGCCAACUUCUUAGCCCUACUCUGCAAAGGAGUCCCCCAGACCAUGGCAGCAUUUGGGCGGAAACAUUUCCUCAGUGACAUUGGAUGCAAACUUCUUUCCCUUCUUCACAGAGUGGGGAGGGGAGUGUCCAUUGGUAGCAUCUGCAUCUUGAGCGUCUACCAGGCCAUCACCAUCAGUCCUGGGAACUCCAGGUGGGCAGAGCUUAAAGUUAAAGCGCCCAAAUACAUUUUCCCCUCUAUUUUCCUGUGUUGGGUCCUGCAAAUGCUGAUGAAUAUCAUUUUUCCUAUCUACUUAACGAGCACAUUGAGUGAUAAGAACAUCACAAACAGAAAGGAUUUUGGAUACUGUUCUUCGGUUCGUCAUGACAAAAUUAGAGACUCAUUGAAUGCAGUGUUGUUAUCAUUCCCUGAUGUGUUAUGUCUGGGGCUCAUGCUCUGGGCCAGCAGCUCCAUGGUUUUCAUCCUGUACAGGCACAAGCAGCAGGUCCAACAUAUUCGAAGAACCAACACCUCUUCCAGAUCCUCCCAUGAGUCUAGAGCCACCAAAAUCAUCCUUCUUCUGGUGAGCAGCUUUGUCUGUUUUUACACCCUUUCCUCCAUCUUUCAAGUUGUUGUGGCUUUUUUUGAAAAUCCCAGCUGGAUCAUCAUGAAUGUCACUGCACUUGUGUCUGUGUUUUUCCCAACUGUCAGCCCCUUUCUGCUCAUGAGCCAUGACUCCAGGGUACCCAGGCUGUGCUUUGCAUGGACAAGGAAUAUAAAAUCCCCUCAUCCAGGAUUUUUCUAUGAGUACAUCCCUGAGUGA